Loxodonta africana (African savanna elephant) is the source of this 836-nucleotide messenger RNA. Its product is annotated as lysozyme-like protein 1. Bases 121 to 567 code for a protein of 148 amino acids. Gene Ontology annotation, molecular function: lysozyme activity. The record is from RefSeq and is a predicted model, not a curated record. NCBI's taxonomy places the organism in Eukaryota, Metazoa, Chordata, Mammalia, Proboscidea, Elephantidae. Gene Ontology annotation, cellular component: sperm flagellum; acrosomal vesicle. The transcript is spliced from 4 exons. Gene Ontology annotation, biological process: fusion of sperm to egg plasma membrane involved in single fertilization.
CAACCUCGGCUGCCAGAUUGUGAAGCUCCAACUGGCGACAGAUGUAACCUUAGGACAAAGUGAGAUUGGCUGACCUGUCUCCUGAUCUUUGACAGAUUCUGCCUCCAGCAGGCCUUGGAGAUGAAGGCUGUCAGCAUCCUGGCCCUGAUAGGCUGUGUGGCCACGGUCGUCGAGUCCAAAGUCUACACUCGCUGUAAACUGGCAAAAAUAUUUUCGAGGGCUGGCCUGGACAAUUACCGGGGUUUUAGCCUUGGAAACUGGAUCUGCCUGGCGUACUAUGAGAGUCACUAUAACACCACGGCCCAGAAUGUACUGGAUGACGGUAGCAUCGACUAUGGCAUUUUUCAGAUAAACAGUUACACGUGGUGCAGGAGCGGGACACUACAGCAGAAGAACCAUUGUCAUGUUGCCUGCUCAGCCUUGAUCACUGACGACCUCACAGAUGCAAUUAUCUGUGCCAAGAAAAUUGUGAAAGAAACAGAAGGGAUGAACUAUUGGCAAGGCUGGAGGAAAUACUGUAAGGGCAAAGACCUGACCGAAUGGAAGAAGGGAUGUGAGGUUUCAUGAGCUGGAACUGGCAAGGACACUUUGCGACGGCUCCCCAGGAUUUAUAAUGCUCCUGUUGUCUUGCCUCCACCCCCCCCCAAAAAAAAAUCCUUCUCAAAGUUGGAGAGGAAAAACUAAGCCAUACUUUUAAGGAAAUAAAUAUUUCCAUUUGAAUGUCUUCAUCUCACCUGGACUCAGGUUCAGUGAUGUCAUCAUAGCACCAAGUUAAUACUUGAAAAGUCACCUCCAAAACGGCAUAGGCCUAGAGGAAAAAACUUCCCCCAUCCACU